AAAAAUAAAAGCUCUGUCUAACACUGUCAUUUUAAGAUGUCAGUUUGGUUGUAGACUUUCAACAGCUGAAAUCAGGUACCAUGCGUACUUCAACCAUGCGUAUUGGCAAAAGACGUAGUGCACGGAUCCUCCGUAAGAAUAUGGAAAAGGCCAUUGCUCAUUUGCGGGUUUAUAUGCCCCCCGAGAGUCAGACAACUUUUGUGAGGAACCUCAUGGAACCUGACGACCGGACUAUUGGCAACGCCGAGCUUCGAGGCAUGAUCAGGGCUAUGAUCCAAAUGGCCCUUCACUUCCAGCCUUCGCUAGUGCCUUUGUUUCUGGACGACGAAUGUCGGACUGUACGCCUGAUCCUUCGCAUGGGAGCCUUAUUCAUUAAAACCUACAUCCUUUAAAAUUACUAAGACUGAAAAGCUGUUUUGUGUAUAUCUGUUAUAUGAAUUAUUUGGAAUAUAAGUAUUACAAAUUCA
Messenger RNA from Drosophila ananassae, 467 nucleotides. RefSeq lists its product as uncharacterized. The record is from RefSeq and is a predicted model, not a curated record. Lineage: Eukaryota; Metazoa; Arthropoda; Insecta; Diptera; Drosophilidae. Bases 81 to 392 code for a protein of 103 amino acids. The transcript has 2 exons.